GCCGCGCGCACUGCUGAACGGGGAGACGCGGACUCCAGAAAGUCUCGCACUUCCCACACGACGCUUGUGAAAAUGUGCAACCUUCACGCUCGGGACACAAUCACUGUGGUUUCACCGUUUCACACGUUCACACCUGUUCCCGGGUUUCGUUUCCCUUCGCUGGCGGUCGUCGAGGUUCGUGAGCGACAGCAACGCCUGGAAUAAACAGCGGCGGCGGGCCGGCGGACGACUGGGGGGAAAACGCGGGGAAUGAAGACAAAUGACGCGGCGACGAGCGGGCCGGAUGAUGGAUGGGCGCGUCCCGGCACACUGCAGCCUUGAAGCGAAGCCCCGGUGUGUGUGUGACAGGCUGAUCUCCCCGCUCUCCCGUCUACAUGCCUGAUCUGCCUCCGCGUCACUAUGCCUCUCUCGGACUGCAAAUAUGAGAGCAACGCCCGGCGGGGCCGCGGCUGCGGCCUCCACAGCCUGCCGGUUGCCGGGGGCGACGGCAGGAGGCCCGUUUGUGAGCGCGGGCCGACGCGGGCGCGGCCGGGCCCGGUCGGGCGGGUCCCGCUGUGGCCGGCGACCGACCCGUGGGGCGUCUCCAGGGUCCGGCUGGUGAGCCUGCUGCUGGGCCUCACGCUGGCCUUCCUGGUCACGGCUUCCUACAUCCUGACCGGGGACAACAGGCGGCUUCUGCUGGCGCCCGCGUCCUAUCGGCUCAAGCCCAAGGAUCCCAUAGACAUGAAGCUGCUGGCGAGGGUCAUCAGGUUUAAACUGGAGUACGCGCCCAGGAAGGUGCCUGAGGAGAAGGACGUGGUCGGCACUGAUUCUCAUCUGUUCUCCGUCCUCCCUCGCCAGUUCCUCUACAGCACUAAGAGCCCUUGCUGGUUCCAGGAGCUCCCCAACGGCCUCGACGCCGACCCGUACGGGAGGAACCUCUUCGCCUCGCGCUCCAAAGGCUUCAAAGCCGUGUGCGAGCGCCUCAGGACGGGCCUCCAGCAGCGCCCGCGGCCGCUCCGCCUGCGCUGCCUGCCCUACUUCUACAUCAUCGGGCAGCCCAAGUGCGGCACCACCGACUUGUUCCACCGAAUGCUGCUGCACCCACAGCUCAGGUUCAACACCAUGAAGGAGCCGCACUGGUGGACGAGGAAACGCUUUGGGUAUAUUCGCUUCAAAGAUGGCUUCCAGGAAAUUUUUCCUGUGGAAGAUUACCUGGAUUUGUUUGACUUGGCAGCCCACAACAUACAGAACGGACUAAGUGGAAAUUCAUCUGGAGAACAUCGUGCACUGCAGCUCAUAACAGGUGAAGCCAGUGCUUCCACCAUGUGGGACAACCAAGCCUGGAGCUACCUGCACGGCGGCGUGGAGGAGUCGGAGCCCCGGUUCCUGGCCCAGGACUUCAUCCACAUAGCCAGUCCCAGCGCAAAAAUCAUCAUCAUGCUUAGAGAUCCAGUAGAGAGGCUUUACUCUGACUACCUCUACUUUAAGAUGGCCAACAAGUCGGCGGAAGACUUCCACCAGAAGGUCACAGAGUCUGUCCAGCUGUUUCACUCCUGUUUGACUGAGAGCUCGCUCAGAUCCUGUGUCUACAACACCAGCCUGUCCAACACUAUGCCGGUUAGGCUCAACCUGGGCCUGUACAGUGUUUUCCUGCUGGACUGGCUCACGGUUUUCCAGAGAGAUCAGGUCCUAGUUCUGCGACUGGAGGACUACGCAGCGAACCUCAAAGCAACAAUCAAGAGGGUUUUUGAUUUCCUGCGCGCAGGUCCUCUGUUAGCGAAGGCGGAGGCGGCGCUGACCAAACGGCCCAUGUCCAACACCCGGCGCGUGGCGGAUCGGAACCUGGGGCCAAUGCUUCCAGCCACCAGGAGCCUCCUCAGGGAAUUUCACCAGCCCUUCAACCACAAACUGGCCAGUGUACUGGACAAUAAUGACUUUCUGUGGAGCAGCACCUGAAGGAGACGAGAUGUAGAUGUGAAGGACAAGGAACUCAAUCAAGUUCAAGAAAGCACACGAGGCGCAUACUACCUGCAUAGAGAUGCUCAGUUGCACUUGCUUUUGGUUGUGAUAUUUAUUUGCUGUGAAGUAAAUGUGUGAUUUUUAAGUCAUGGAAAUAAAAUGCAACAAACAUA
Messenger RNA from Betta splendens (Siamese fighting fish), 2114 nucleotides. RefSeq names its product carbohydrate sulfotransferase 15-like. The coding region runs from base 400 to 1938 and encodes 512 amino acids. Lineage: Eukaryota; Metazoa; Chordata; Actinopteri; Anabantiformes; Osphronemidae. The transcript has 8 exons. The record is from RefSeq and is a predicted model, not a curated record. Gene Ontology annotation, molecular function: N-acetylgalactosamine 4-sulfate 6-O-sulfotransferase activity. Gene Ontology annotation, biological process: hexose biosynthetic process.